AUGGAGAAAAUUGAUGAUGAUAAGGGGCGCAAAUCGCCGCCGGAAAAAAGUUCAAAGAAGAAAAGUGACCGCAAGUCACGUUCACGCACCCGAAGCCGCAGCACCAGCCGUGCGGACAAACGGCGCAGCCAUUCGCGGAGUCCGAGCUACCGCCGGCGACAUGUUGGUUCGUCGAGCAGAAAGCGUUCCCGCAGUCCACCGAUGUAUCGCCCGAGGCGCCGUUCACCACCGCCCAUGCGACGACAUGGGCAUGGACGUCGGCGUAGCCGUUCGCCUCUUAUGAGUGGAAGAGGUGUGGUUGGCAGUGGUGGUGGUGGCGGCGGUGGUGGAAUGCAGAUGGGAAUGAUGGUUGGUAAUCCGACCGAUGCUCAAUACAUGAUGCAAGGUUCCAUGUAUGAUCCUUCCUUCUACGGAGGUUAUGCGAACAAUGGAGGGUAUAUGGGUGGAUACGGUGGCUAUGAUUACGGAAUGGUUUCCGGAGGUUACAGCACCGGAACGAUGAUGGAUCCAUCGCAGGGAAUGAUGAUGGGCGGAGGUGUACCAUCCGAGUGGGACCAUGCUCCCGUCCAACCGGUUGUCCAGGAAACGGAGGAAGAAAAACGCAAACGCGAAGCUGCAGUGACGCUAGAGCUGUUGAAUCAGCGUGCGGCAAUGAAAAAGCAGCGCGACGAUUACAAACAGCGUGCCGGUGCGCUGAAGCGUGAAUUGAAAACGCUGAAAGAGCAACGGUCGGACCUUUGCUCCGGACGGGAACCACCCUCACCGACAACGAGCGUGUUUAUCAAUGAGAAUGACAAAUUGCAGUCGCAAAUACAGGACAAGAUCAAAACGAUCGAAAAUGUGAUCGAUAUGCUGGAUGGUAUUAUAGCGAAGGAUAGGACACCGUCGCCGCCGCCCGGUAUGCUGCUGCCCGGCACAAUGGCACCGCUCCUUACCAUUCCGGAAACAUCACCGACUGGUGGAACUCGCGAGAGUGAUGUGGCAGAAGCGAAUCGUCGCGCAUACCGUAAUCCAUCGCACUCGCCACGUGCCGACGGUGGUGCGACGACGAAUCGUGACCGAUCGGAGUCACCGUCCCCAGAACGGCUAAAGAAUGAAGUCCUGGAAAGUAUGCAAGCACGAGGAAAACGUAAAACAUCUGAACGACAAAGUGACGGCAAUUCUGACGGAAAAAAGAAGAAAUCACCCUACAAUUACGUUCACUAUGAUCCUGAACUGCAUUGGUGCACUAGCUGUAAUGUGUUCCCAAAAACAGCCAAGGAGUAUCUGACCCAUUUACACUCUGAGCAGCAUCAAGUUGGAACACGUGUUGACGAGAGCUCGAGUGAAGAGCUGAAGGCAAAAUUUGCACCAUGGCGUACACUGCUGGACAAAGACGAUACGAUGACGAACCCGGACGCACCGUCCAAACGGGUACCGAUACGUGGGUUAGAAUUUUUCGUUCCAGCUACAGCGUGGUACUGCAAGCUUUGCAACUACUGGAUGGGCGAUCUGCACAGUGCCUCGUGGCAUUUGAAAUCGCAAAGCCAUGCCGAUGCGUACAGCAAACAUAUCGGUGUCCAUAAAAACUACGAAAUGGACUGGAUGGCGGAUCGACAAACAGCACUCGAAGAGUACGGACAGUCGACGAAUCAGGAUGGAGAUAUUCCUGCACCACCACCCCCACCCACAGCCGAAGAGUUACGGCUAGCUGCCUCCGGUACCCAUCCGAACAGUGCCAUACUACAGGCAUCCUCCUCUUUCCACAUUCUACCCAAAAGCUCCAACCAGGAACAUAACGAUGGUGUAUCAAAGUCCGACCCCAACUCUGCAAACUCGAAAAAGGCCAAGAAAAAGAAAUCUCGCAAGGAAGAUCGGAAAGAGAAGAAGAAAAAGAAGCGAACAAAGAAACGGAAGCGUGCAGCUGCUUCGUCCAGUUCAUCCUCCUCGUCUAGCAGCAGUUCCGAGUCUUCCGAUUCGGAUUCCGACUCGGGCUCGGACGAUGGAUCUAAGGGAAGUGCAAAGGAAGAAAAUCCAAUCCAUGCCGCUAUGCGUAACAUUUUGAACUCUAAGGAGGUAAAUGCGCGGGAAGUGAUGGCGGCAGCAGCCGUCGCUGCAGCAGCUGCAGCUGCAUCAAAGCAUGGUGGUAAAGAGGACGGGUCCGGUCCAUCCGGUGCCGCAAAAGGUGAGCCUAAUUUAGGCAAAUGGACGGUUGUGCAUCCGGCACAAGAAAAAAAGCUAGCCUCAAUACAAUCGGUACCGCCGCCGAAACCAACAUCGAACUUUCCAGUUUUAAUAACCAAUUCCUCCGCUCAAGAUGCGGAUGAUAGUAAGAAGCGCAACGCUGCAGCUCGUGAAGACGAACGAGAUCGGGAUCGGGAUCGGGAUCGGGAUCGUGAAAAAGAUCGUGACACUAGGGAUCGCGAUAGAGAUCGACGUAGUGUUGAUCGGCGAGAUCGUUGGGAUCGAAGAGACAGUCCGGACCGAUACGCUGGACGAGAUCGUGACCGGGGACGGCGAUACGAUUACCGUGACUAUCGUGACCGGCGCGAUCGUCGCCGAAGUCGAUCACGAGGACGCAGGAGCCGCAGUGGAAGCGGUCAAGGACGAAGGUUCCGUCGUCGAUCGUCGUACUCACGCUCGCGUUCUCGAUCGCGCAGCCGAUCAAGCCGGGGAAGUCAUCGCGUUAUUGAAAAACCGGUAGUAAACUUUCCGCCUCAGCCGAAAUCGAUAAAACAGGACAAAAAGAGUUCAUCGAAGACGUCUGGCAAAUCAUUUGGCCGUUCGGAUGAUGGUACGGGUAAAAAGAACAAAUCCUCAUCGGUCGGGACGGUCAAAGAAAAUAACAGUGUGCAACCGAAGAAACUUCCGUUCAUUGGACGCAUGCCGGUGUUUAAGAAGCAACAGGCGGAAAAUGCAAAGAAAGAAGAAGCGGCGGCGGCAGCUGCUGCAGCCGGUCCAAGCGCCGAAGAAAGCAAUGACGGUGUUGUUGCCGGGGAACAAGCCGGUGGUGAAUUGGUGGUUCCUUCGGAAGGUACUGAUUCGGUCAGUGUGUCUAUGGCCACUGAAGGCGCUGAUGUGAAUGAAGCUGCCGGGACAGCUUUGAUGAUGAUGCCUGGCCAGGAAGUAGCCGUUUAUGAUCCCCAAACAGCACAAGACGCCGAAACUUAUCAGUACGCGGAACACCAAAUGGAAGAAACAGUAGUACCCCAAGACAUGGAUGUGGCCAGUGCGGAAGAGCUAGGGGAGGAGAAUAUGGCCGCCCAGGAAAUGGAGAACAAUACCGAGGCAACUGGGGACAACCCCGAACAGCAGGAUCCCGAAGCGUACGUAACAGCCGAUGGGCAGGUUCCGCUGCCGAAAGAUUUUCAGGAAGCGUUGGACAUUAUUUACGAUGGUGGCGAUAAACCGAAGCGUGCGGAUGUGAUUGCCAAGGAAGCGGCCGCCGCUGCUGCAGCUGCGGCAGCAGCAGCUGCUGCUAAAGCGGAAACAGUGCCUGAUCCGCACGAGCAAGGAGCUCUGAUGCCGGGAAUGGGUGUACCAAUGAUGAUGGACCACGAUCAACCACACAUGAUCGUACCGGAAGCGAUCGAUAUGUACAACCAGCAGUACGCGCUUGAGUAUGGGAUGCAUUCGGCGGCAUACAUGGCAGCGGCUGGAGCUGCAGCGGUCCAUGGUAUGAUGAGCAUGGGUCACGGUGUUGUGCCUACAGAGAUGCAUUACGUGGAGGACGAAUCGCAGAACCAACCGCUAGACAAUAUGAUGUACGGUGCAAUGCAUACGGCUUCGAGUGCGGCAGCAAUGAUGCACCAUCACCAAAUGAUGGCGGCCGGUGCACUCGAUCCAAAUGCCGCAGCGUACGCGAUGGCAAUGGUUGCCGGCGGAGGAUACACGCCAGAAAUGAUGGCCAUGCACCAACAUCAUCAAGCUUCGGUUGGCAUUACGAUGGAACAGGCGGCGGCAUCUGAUGCUACUCUGAGUGAAGCUUAUCCUUCCGAAAGUACAACGCAAGCAAACGAGGGUGAAACUGCUGCAGCAAACACAGAGGAAGCUGCAGAAAAGAGUAAACCAGAAGUAGAAGAGACUCCGGCUGAGAAUAAUGACGGGGAAGAAAGUCGGACAGAAACGAUAAAAGUAAAAGAAGACUCUAUAGAUGACAAUAAGGAAGUAGUAGAAGGUACAACUUCCUACACGGAGGACGAACAGCAGCAUCAGCAGGAGCAACACGUACUGAAUGAAGAGUCAGUCGAAGAAGAACAACCGGUUGAAGAGAUGGCCUCCUACACGGAACACGAACACCAUGUUGCUGAUGAAGAGUCAGCAGAGGCCGAACAAGCUGUAGAGGGAAUCUUCGCAUACAACGAACGCGAACAACACCACGCGCUAGAUGAAGAACCAGUGUAUGAUAAUGAUGCAGAGGAAGUCGUCCAUAUGCCCGUCGAAGAAAAUUACGUUGAAGAUUCGAUGCAAUCGAACGAGCAGUACGAGCAACCGGCAUCGAUGGAAAAUUUCGAAGAGCAAGCCCAAUCUUCGAACGAGCCAUUCGAGCAAGCUACAUCAGAUGACGGGGGCUAUGUAGAACAGCAGGUGCUAAGUUCCUCGGAGGAACACUACGAACAGGUCGAACCGAUGGAAUCGACGCAAUCCAUACUGGAUAGUAUGAUGGCUGCUGCCAUGGGCAACUACGUUGAGGAGGAAGAAGUUGCCGAAGAACAUUCACAAGAUUCUUAA
Anopheles maculipalpis is the source of this 4710-nucleotide messenger RNA. Its product is annotated as zinc finger matrin-type protein CG9776-like. The coding region runs from base 1 to 4710 and encodes 1569 amino acids. Gene Ontology annotation, biological process: negative regulation of DNA-templated transcription; positive regulation of DNA-templated transcription. Gene Ontology annotation, molecular function: nucleic acid binding; zinc ion binding. Lineage: Eukaryota; Metazoa; Arthropoda; Insecta; Diptera; Culicidae. The transcript is spliced from 7 exons. Gene Ontology annotation, cellular component: nucleoplasm. The record is from RefSeq and is a predicted model, not a curated record.